Molecule: messenger RNA, 1761 nt
Organism: Pundamilia nyererei
Lineage: Eukaryota; Metazoa; Chordata; Actinopteri; Cichliformes; Cichlidae
Gene: asb3
Product: ankyrin repeat and SOCS box containing 3
Exons: 9
Coding region: 12-1697 (561 amino acids)
Biological process (GO): positive regulation of transcription by RNA polymerase II; intracellular signal transduction
Cellular component (GO): nucleus
Molecular function (GO): transcription cis-regulatory region binding; protein binding
Source: RefSeq, a predicted model, not a curated record
UGAACCUGGGCAUGGACUUCACUGAGUGCUACCGAGACACGGUGUCCAGUGUGGCCGCUGCUGCUCGCUCAGGCUGCACUAGGCGGCUGAGGACGCUGAUUCAGAGAGGCUGCAGUGUGGACUGUCGGGACAACCGAGGCUGGACCCCCCUGCACGAGGCGGCGGCAGCUGGCAGCAAAGUGUGCGUCCAGGAAAUCCUGUCAGCUGUCAGAGCACGCUCCUCCAGCUGUUGUCGUGUUUAUGUGAACCAUCUGACGCAUGAGGGUGAGUCUGCCUGUUACCUGGCAGCGCAGUGUGGACACCUGUCAGUGGUCCGACUGCUCCUCAAAGCACACGCUGACAUCAACCAGCUCACUAACGACUUGUCCUGUCCUCUUUAUGAAGCUGUUAGCCACGGGCACACAGAUGUUGUAGCACUGCUGGUAAGCAAAGGUGCUGAGGUCAACAGAAUGCACACAGAGUCCGGCUGGACCUGCCUGCACCAAGCUGCAUAUAAGGGCCACACUGAGAUCGUGCGCAUUCUUGUUAACAAAUGCAACCUGGAGGAAGUAGAUGAUUACAGGAUUUCCCCGUUAUUUGUGGCUGCACAGUACGGACAGAGGGGGUGCCUGGAAAUACUCGUUAACGCCGGUGCCAACGUGAACACGCAGGCAGUUGAUCUGAGUACACCUCUGUUCAUCGCCUCUCAGGAGGGACACCAGGCCUGUGUGGACUUCCUGUUGGACCACGGGGCUGACCCUAACAUGGUCUGCAGUCACGACUGGCCUCAGUUUGCCAUUCACGCCGCAGCCCAGUUUGGUCACAUCGGCAUCCUCAGGAGCCUCAUAGCUGUUACGGAUCAUGCGUGCGACCGUGGCGAGAGCAUGGUGAGUCCGGUGUAUGUAGCUAUUAACAGCGAUCAGACCAAGAGUGUGGAAUUGCUGUUGAGGGAAGGUUACAGCCCAGACGCCCAGGACUGCUCGCACACCCAUGGCCUCCUCUCACCGCUCUCCCUGGCCUUGUAUCGCACACCCCAGAAACCUUACAGUGAGUCGGUGAAACUGCUGAUAGCUGCAGGAGCAAGGUUGAAUGAGGAAGAUUGGAUUUAUGCUUUGGCCACUGACGAAGCAGACCUGCUGCAGCUGAUAUUUGAGCACCGGUGGAUACCUCGCCCAGAGGCUGUGACCAGCGAUGAAUCUGUACUGCAGCAUGAUGGGAAAACUGAGCUGAAGCUGAGAGAACUGAAAGAGAUGCUCUGUGUGGCUCUAAACCAAGUACAUUUUGCUGGCUGCUGGCUUCCUCCUCUCCUGAAGGCAGGACUGGAACCAUCUUUACUGCUUCAGCCCCACAUGUUGGAGGAGGCAGACAGCCAGGUGUUAAAUUACCUCCUUGAGUUUGUAAACUGGUCGACUUUAUCUCCCCAUUUGAAACAUAUUCUGGAUCGAAGGGUGGCAGAAAAGUCCUGGGAUCCACAUCCAUGUUUCGACUCCGUCCCCUGUCUUUCCCACAUCUGCCGGCUGCAGGUCAGAGCACUGCUGGGACCAGAUAUCCUGAUGAGGACCAAUGUCGUCCAACAGCUUCCUGUCCCCAACCUGCUUCAUGAUUUCCUUAAAUUCAGGGACAUCCCAGAAGCUUCAUACCCACACGCGCCACUGUUGCCAAUUUUACAGCGAAUCGAGGAACAUCGCAAUACACACCAGCACAGACAUGUUCUAUGACCACAUCGGUGUCUUAUGUUCAAACCCAAGAAUCCAUAUUAUUCCAUUAAAUGCAAAUAUUCAA